This is a messenger RNA of Echinops telfairi (small Madagascar hedgehog), 1628 nucleotides long. It is a transcript of the gene MLNR, whose product is annotated as motilin receptor. The coding region runs from base 1 to 1212 and encodes 403 amino acids. Gene Ontology annotation, biological process: G protein-coupled receptor signaling pathway. The record is from RefSeq and is a predicted model, not a curated record. The transcript is spliced from 2 exons. Gene Ontology annotation, molecular function: G protein-coupled peptide receptor activity. Gene Ontology annotation, cellular component: plasma membrane. NCBI's taxonomy places the organism in Eukaryota, Metazoa, Chordata, Mammalia, Afrosoricida, Tenrecidae.
AUGGGCGGCCCGUGGAACGGCAGCGUCUGCCCCGAGGGCGCGCGGGAGCCCGCGGGGCCGCGGCUGCCGCCGUGCGACGAGCGCCGCUGCUCCUUCUUUCCCCUGGGGGCUCUGGUGCCCGUGACGGCCGUGUGCCUGAGCCUGUUCGCCGUGGGCGUGAGCGGCAACGUGGUGACGGUGUUGCUGAUAGGGCGCUACCGGGACAUGCGGACCACCACCAACCUGUACCUGGGCAGCAUGGCCGUGUCCGACCUGCUCAUCCUGCUCGGCCUCCCCUUCGACCUGUACCGCCUGUGGCGCUCGCGGCCCUGGGUGUUCGGGUCCCUGCUCUGCAGACUGUCGCUCUACGUGGGCGAGGGCUGCACCUACGCCACGCUGCUGCACCUGACGGCGCUCAGCGUCGAGCGCUACCUGGCCAUCUGCCGCCCGCUGCGCGCCCGCGUGCUGGUCACCCGGCGCCGCGUGCGCGCGCUCAUCGCGGCGCUCUGGGCCGUGGCGCUGCUCUCGGCCGGGCCCUUCUUCUUUCUCAUGGGCGUCGAGCAGGACCCCGGCCUCCCUGCGGGCCACCCCCGGAACGGCACCCCGCAGGCCACGCUGGCGCCUCCGGGGCCCUCGGGGGCGCCGCCCUGGUCGCCGCGGCCGGGGCCCGACCCCGUGGCGGCCGCGGCGCUGUUCAGCCGCGAGUGCCGUCCGAGCCCGGCCCGCCGGGGCGCGCUGCGCAUCAUGCUGUGGGUCACCACCGCCUACUUCUUCCUGCCCCUGCUGUGCCUGAGCGUCCUGUACGGGCUCAUCGGGCGGCAGCUGUGGACGAGCCGGGGACCCCUGCGAGGCCCGGCUGCGUUGGGGCGCGAGAAGGGCCAUCGGCACACCGUCCGCGUCUUGCUGGUGGUGGUCUUGGCAUUUGUACUUUGCUGGUUGCCUUUCCACAUUGGCAGAAUCAUUUAUGUAAACACAGAAGACAGCCGGAAUGUGUACCUCUCUCAAUACUUCAACAUAGUUGCUCUGCAACUUUUCUACCUGAGUGCAGCCAUCAACCCAAUCCUGUACAAUCUCAUUUCAAAGAAGUACAGAGCAGCGGCCUGUAAACUGCUGCUCUCCAACCAGUCCAGACAGAUAGGUUUCUGCAGAAGCAGGGACAGUGGGGGGCAUACCGGAAGGGACACACCUGGCUACACAGAAUCCAGCACUAACGUAAAGACCACGGCCACGUAAGUCACCAUGUCCCACAGUUCUGGAAUGCCAAAGAGGUCUACAGAGAAACUGGACUGAAGAGGGUACUGAUGCUUAGUGCGCAGAAGGGUUAAAACGUAUUGAGUAGAUUACAAAUGCCAGUAUUAUUUCUUUUAACCAAUGUAUGAGAUGUAACUGGACAAGUUAUUCUGUUCCCCCUUCCAUGUACUCCUAAGGAUUGUGCAUUAUCGUAUGCAUCAUAGUUGUGAAAAGAUGCUACAAUGUGCUCCAGGGAGGCUCCGCCAUCUUCAUUUUGUUCAUCUUUGGAAAUAUGCUUUGAUAGCUUAGUUUUCAGUUAAUACGUGAAACGAGAGAGUCGGGAGUUUGUUUUGUUUUUAUGUUCUGUAUAUAAGACUUGUCUAUAAGACUGCAUAUAAAAGGAACACUGUAACGUAAGA